AACUGCUUCAAGAAAAUGCAAACUGCCCUGGUCAAGGUCAACACCACGACGCCGAGCUGUAAAUGACGCAGCGUCGUCGUCUGAUCUGUGUCUGUCCAAAGAGAGAGAGAAAAAUGAGGCCACCUCUAGCUGCGGGCAGUUCGCCCCCGGUUCUUUUAUUCGUGUCUGUGCUCCUUUGGCUCCAAAGCCAUUUUUUCCAGUCGGUAUUUUUCGUUUCCGCGGACGGGCUAGGAAAUGUAAAAAUGUCUGGGUCUGGGAACUUGUGAUGCUGGGCAGCGUCUCAUGAUGAGGCUACAAAUGCUGGCUCAGCAUGACAACUUUCUGAGCUCCUAGGUGUUGCCUACUCUGCAUGACAAACUGCGCUUCUGCAUCACACAAAAGCGCAGCUCUUGGGUAACGGGCAUGACAGAUUUAAGAGUCAUGCCAGACAAGCAUGACAAACAUGAAUUCUUCCAGACCCAGACAUUUUUACAGUUGAUACGGGCACCUACCUGAUCGACCGGUGGGCGUUUCGGUCAGCUUUCCGCUGAAGCACACGGCCCACGGGGGCGAUCCGUCCCUCCCGCGGAAAAACCACCACGAAAAGCGGGACAAGCACCACUACGAGCACGCCCACGAAGCAACGUUGCAGUUACCAAAUGCAAGUACGUCUGGGUCUGGAAGGAUCCAACUUGUCAUGCUGUUUUUGGAUUCUAAAAAUAUCUGUGUUGCAUGAGCAGCAAGAGGAGUCAGUUCUUGGCACGCGGCGAGGGCAUUUCUCAUGCGUAACUAGCAUCAAGAAGCCCUCGAAAAGUCUCUCAUGCUAGCACCAGCAUCACAGACCUCACGGGUGAUGCAAAAUGUGCAUGACAGCCCCCGACUCUUCCAGACCGAGGCAUACUAAUUUGCAGUGCAUAGCAGUCCACCGGUCACGAUAUGCAUCGAAAAUGUGAAGAUGUCUGGGAGGUCCUCUGCGUGGGAAUACUUGUGGUGCUGCGCUGUCGCUGUGGCUGGUCCUGGUGAGUCAGAUGAGGCAAUUUCUAGACAAAUGCAGCCAGGCAUGAGACGGCCAGUGGACUUAAUAGCCGAAUUGGACAUCGUAGUGCGUAUUCGCUGUUCUUGGUCAUGUAGUACUGUAACAGAUUCUACUACAGAAAUUCAAUACGGCACGCGGCAAAAAAGCAGGUAGAAAUUCCACUUCUUUUCCCGCCCCAGAUGUUGACACAUUUGCCUUUGAUGCAAGAGUAUGAACUGCAAAAGCAUCGUACUAGUAUAAAUUGCAACGCAAAUUGACUUAGCAUUACAAAUGAAAUUUGUAAUGCGGAUUUCACUCAGGAAAAAAAUUUGUCAUGCAUAAAAGCGAUUAGUACGAGUACGAUACUUUUGCACAGGAUAAAGAGAUCGCGCAGCCAAUCGGGGUGGCAGGGAGAACCGCGGUGCAGACACACGUCGCGGCAGCGUAUCAAAUGCAAAUACUUAUGUCUGGGUCUGGAAACUUGUAAUGCUGAAUGGUCAUGAUUGACUGCGCCUUUAAGUGCAGUGUAGCAUGACAAAUCCCAUGCGCAGAGGGCAUUACAGACUGCACUUUUGCAUAGCGAAAGUGUGGCACUUUAUUUGCUGCUUGUGCAAUACAGAUUUUUUAGAUAUGCGAAACACGCAAUACAACAGGUUCAACUACCAUUCCAGACCCAGACAACAUAUUUGCAUUUGAUACAGCGCUCGGGCCGCUGAUAUCCGCGAAACGGGUGAGUGCUACGAAGAGUACAGAUGCAGAUGUGUCGAGCGUGGGAGACCAUUCGGGAACAGCUGCAGACUUGCAGCAGAAAACGAUGUCUGGAAGCGGGCCUUUGAGUGCAGGAGCUUUAGUGGACCCCGCCGCCGCCAGUGGUGCUGCACAAGAAGGGCUAUCUUCACAAAACCCCGCGCCGUCUCCAGCGGCUGGACACCAGGAUGAAACAGGUAGGACUCAUGUUCUUGCACAACCUGGCGACGGUGCACCACAACUACUGUCAGAACUAGAUACGAAUACGAAACAAGAGGGUGACGUUGCGAAGAACGAGAGGUCUGGCAAGGUGCUUUUGCAGCCCGGAAGUACUAGAAGUACCCCUCCUACAGCGGUCGGCGUCACAACGCCGGAACAAUGGUCGCCGCAAGGAGCCACAUCUCCAGCUUUCCCAGCGACGCAUAUGCAAUGCAAAAGCAUCGUACUCGUAUAAAUGCAUUACAAAUUUCCUCAGGAUGGGAUGAAACGAAAUUUGUAUUGCUGAUUUACCUUAAGAAAAAGUAAUGCAUGAUUGCAAUUACUACGAGUACGAUACUUUUGCACAGCAUAACGCAGCAACACGUACAAAACGCAAAACCCGGGGCACCGAACGCCGCCACAGAUCGUGCAAGGGCACCAGACACCACCGCCGGCGCCGUGUCUUCCUUCGCGGAGCUACCGCUAGUAUCAACUGCAAAUAUGUCUGGGUCUGGGAGAUGGGCGAGAUUUGUCAUGCUAGUCUGGCAUGACUCUAAACUCUGUAUUGCGUGGUCGCGCACAGCUCCUCAAAACUGUGUUUCAAAAACGCAGUUUCUCAUGCGAAGUACGCAACUCAGAACCACGGAAAAUCUUGUCAUGCUUGGCAGCGCAUUACAGUGUGCUCACUAGUAUUCCCUUUGUUGCAUGACAAGUUUCCAGACCCAGACAUAUUUGCAAGGCAUAACUAGUGUCGCGGAAGGCAGUUGGUGAAGAUUCGACACUGGAGACGGAAACGCCGGCAAGUACUACGAAGCCAACCACAUCGGAAGACACUGGCCUGUUGGUGUCGGAGGAGCAGCAACCCGUCGCGAAAACGACCGAGGACCAAAAGGAAGCACCUGGUGCUGCAACAUCACCACCUACCGAGGAAAAUAAAACCGAAGUUGUGACGACGUCCGCGGCUGCUGCUGCACCUGAAACUGCUACUGCUACUACAACAGCUCCUGCGCCGGCAGCGGACGCGACGAGUCCAGGUGCAGCAGAAGCAGUAGCAGCCGUCGUGACGGCCGCGCCACCAGCACCGGCUGUCACGACGGCGGAGCAAGAGGCCGCAGCCGGGGCGGGUCGAAGUCCUCAUGUUCUUCCCGUUAUAACAGAAGGUAGUUCAUCUUCUGCAGUUUCUCAGGAACUCCAACCAGGCGAACAAGCCGGAGCGCCGGCAGUCACUUCCAGCGCUACUCGGGCCGCGGAAGCACCCGCUGCGGAAGCACCCGCUGUGGAAGCAGCGGGAGCAGCCACUGUAGCAGCUGGACCAACAUCUUCCUCCGCCGAAGCUGUAGCCACGACUUCCGCGCCGGUCGUUGUACUAGCGCAAGAAGCAGCACCAGCUCCUGUGCCGGUUGUUGGACUAGCGAAAUCUGCCGAGGUGGAACAAGCAGCCGCUGCGCCGGCGGCCGCGGCUGCACAAACAGCCGAAGAAACAACAAGCGCUAGUAGUGCCGCUGUUGUAAGAACUUCUGCGGCGCCACCAGUGAUUGAUGCUACUGCAGCGCUGGAGCCCGCAACUACUCCUGGGGCGACCGCUGCCGCUUCCGAAAGCGAGCCGGCCUCGGCGCCGAACAGUCCUGUCGACCCGAAGAAAAGCGAUCUUUCCAGCAACAUCGCGGCGGUCGUCCAGAAGGUAGAGGCUACGGAGAAGGCCGCAUUGGCGCAAGUGGAACACGCGUUGGGCGCCGAGAAGGCGUUUGUGGGGAAGUUAGUGGAAGAACACAGCAGCCCCGCCCCGCCACCGGCCACCUCGGAGGCGGCUUCCUCGAGUGGCGGUGGGAAAGCAGCGCCCGUGCCCAUCAAAGACGAGGACGUCGCCGAAGCUGCGAUGCUGAAACAGCACGAGACGACGGUUUGCGCCGACGACCCCGUGUUCAAGGAUUCGCAGG
Molecule: messenger RNA, 3876 nt
Organism: Amoebophrya sp. A120
Lineage: Eukaryota; Dinophyceae; Syndiniales; Amoebophryaceae
Source: the annotation of a GenBank genome assembly